AUGGUAUUUUCUAUAUUUGAUGAUUUAAGAAAAGAAACAGGACUUCCAGAUGCCGUUUUUUGUUUAAUAGCUAUAUUAUUAAUUUUAUUAACAAGUAUUGUUUGGGUGGCAUUUUGUGUUGUUCUUCAUAGAACAGUUUAUAAGAUGGCAGAAUUUAAAAGACAGCAAAGAAGACAGCAAAUUAUUUCAUCUGCAUUUGCUUUAACAGCUCAAGAAUUUCCUCAUUUACAAGGUAUCUCACCAAAUAGAAUGUUAUCAGAAUUGUCACAAUUAGAUCCAGCAAUUUUUGCACAUUCACAACAAUAUGACUAUAAUCCUACUGAGUUACCGUCAUAUCAAGAAGCAUUACAAUUACCAUCACCAAAUGGAGCAGAAAGAAUAAAUUCUAUUGGUAAUAUUAAUUUAAGUAGUGUUAAUGAAGCAUCUAAUACGGUUACAGAAACACUUCAUACAACAACGCAAAGAAUAGAUGUUGAGGAGAAAGAUAAUCAACAUACACAUAAUUAUCAUAUUGAAAAUAAUACAUCGCAAUCAACAACUAGACAACAUAAUAAUAAUUCAAGGAAUAGAACACACCAAUUAUUAUCAUCAUUACCACCUUCCUAUAAUAGUUUACGUAAUCAAGAUGAACUCUAA
Molecule: messenger RNA, 636 nt
Organism: Strongyloides ratti
Lineage: Eukaryota; Metazoa; Nematoda; Chromadorea; Rhabditida; Strongyloididae
Exons: 3
Coding region: 1-636 (211 amino acids)
Source: RefSeq, a predicted model, not a curated record